AUGCCACCACAUCCGAAGUUCAACGCAUCUGGAACCAACGGAAAUAUUCGUUCUGAUACACACCAGCCACAUAUACACGGGCAGGCGAUGCGAGUGCAGACUGCAAGAUUCACGCGUGGUGAUGUUCCCUUGGAAACAAUGGGAGCGAACCUGGAUAAGUCUUCACGGCCAAUCGUGACAGCAACCAGGUUGAACCAGCAAGUACCUUGCUUAUCUGAUGGGCCACGUAUCACGUAUGGCUGCUUGAAGAAUAUGAAUUUUGGUGUUGGCAAACCUGGUUGUGCCUUGUCUACGGCAGAACUUCUCACGCGAAGGGAGGUGGCAAAACUUGGCAGAACUCCAGACUCACGGGGAUGA
This is a messenger RNA of Suillus discolor, 357 nucleotides long. RefSeq lists its product as uncharacterized. The record is from RefSeq and is a predicted model, not a curated record. The transcript has 3 exons. NCBI's taxonomy places the organism in Eukaryota, Fungi, Basidiomycota, Agaricomycetes, Boletales, Suillaceae. The coding region runs from base 1 to 357 and encodes 118 amino acids.